Messenger RNA from Colletotrichum higginsianum IMI 349063, 1959 nucleotides. Its product is annotated as HET domain-containing protein. Bases 1 to 1959 code for a protein of 652 amino acids. Lineage: Eukaryota; Fungi; Ascomycota; Sordariomycetes; Glomerellales; Glomerellaceae. The record is from RefSeq and is a predicted model, not a curated record. The transcript is spliced from 2 exons.
AUGGUUCUGAAACGCGACCUUCACAAGAAGGACACACCGCUCAAGCAGUUUGGCGUUCAGUAUCAUGCUGAUCUGGACAGUCUCCGCAAGGCCGCAUCUGGCGGAUGUGAGCUCUGCCAGGCGGUCGAAAAGGAGGCAAAUGCGUUAAUCGAAGAGAUCGCCACCCUUCCCCAGCCGCGAUUGGGGGUAAUGCAGUGUGAGCCCAGCUGGGAUAUGUGGCUGACGAGACGCUCCGAAUCCGAGGGUGCUAGAAGCGGCGAUGGUCUCUGGGUUGUUACUAGGAGCUCAUGGGAAAGCGACAACUGGCUUGUGCCCGUCGCAUCUAUUGUAUUUGCUUCUGAUGAAGAUGAUCCUCGCUCUUCCGGCUCGCGAGACCGCGUAUUGCGAGAGGUCCCCGACCAGACGACUCUCAACCAUGUCACCAACUGGCUCAAGAAAUGCAAUGAACACCCGCAUUGUCAUAGCCGCGACAAGUCGUCUUUGCCGACUCGUCUCCUCGAUGUUGGCACCGCAGACUCUGCCUCCUUCACCAUCAAACUCGUCGAGCCGGAUUCCAACCUUUGCGACCGUUAUAUAACCCUCAGUUACUGCUGGGGACAGGGGGCAAAACACUUCACGACAACCAGCGAGACUCUACACGCCCGCAAAGAGGGUAUCAGCCUCGAGGCGCUUCCGCAGACUCUCCGGGACGCCGUGAUCAUGACCCGCACCCUAGGCGUCCGGUAUCUUUGGAUUGAUAGCUUGUGCAUCUGCCAGGACGACUUGAAGGAUUGGGAACGAGAGUCCGCCCAGAUGGCCGCCGUUUAUGCGAAUUCUUAUCUGACUCUCGCCGCCACGAAAUCGCCAGACGUCAACGGCGGUCUUCUUUCGGCCCGAAAACCAAGGUCCUACUUCCAGCUUCCUCGUGGCGGUUCCGGCACAGAAGACGGAUACAUUCUUGCGGCGGCCAUCUCCCUCGACAAGGACGUCAUUCCCGAGUAUCAUAUGAAGAUGAAAGAUGAGCCGUUGUCCAAGCGAGCCUGGGGUCUCCAAGAACGUGCCCUCGCUCGUCGUAUUCUACACUUCGGGAGCGAACAGCUGUACUGGGAGUGUCUGGAGGGGUUCGAGUCCGAAGAGGGUGUCAAGCUGCCAUACCGGCUUCCCUGCAUCAACCCCGACGAGGACGUCAUUGCCCAUGUCGACAAGGUUACGCAAAGGAAUGCAGAGCUCCACAAGGGGUUGGACCGCUCCGGCUCGUCGUUGCGGUCAUGGCCCCAAAUCCUUUGGGAAUAUGGCCCGCGCGAGCUGACGGACCCAGCGGACAAGCUGCCAGCCAUCUCCGGCGUGGCCAAGACGUUCUGCAAGAUACUCGACGACGAGUAUCUCGCCGGCCUCUGGCGAAAAUCUCUAAUCGAGGGCCUCUGCUGGCAGCCCCUGUCGUGCAAACCUGCCGCCGGGGGAUACCGCGCUCCGUCGUGGUCCUGGGCAGCGGUGGACGGCAUACCCGCCACGGGUUUCUUGGCUGAGGGAGAACCCCAGGCCCAGGUUCUCGAUGCAAAAGUCGAGAUAGACGGCGACAAUCCCUUCGGUCGCGUCAAGGACGGCUGGAUCAAGCUCGAGGCCCCCCUCGUCAAGAUGGUUCUGUCUGAAAACAAGGGACCCGUAGGCCAUCUGCUACUGCGGAGCAACGGGCAGGCCGACGACGUCCAUGCGAUGCUCGACACCAUGGACGGGAGGUCCGAGGAAGCCGAGUCGUUUUUCAAGUCGGAGGAUGUGUAUGCCGUCGUCCUUGCCUUCGUGUAUGGUCAUCCCUUAGAGCCUGACCCCGAGCGCAAGCACGGAACGGCUCAUGCGCUACUCGUCACUCCCGACCAUGAUCGUCCGGGAUGCAUGAAGAGGAUCGGGAUGGUGUUGCGGGAUGCGAAGAACUUUGGAACCGAGGAGCUAGUUUCUUCCAGGUCGACGAUCACUCUGGUUUGA